Messenger RNA from Aphanomyces invadans, 2645 nucleotides. RefSeq lists its product as hypothetical. The coding region runs from base 803 to 2581 and encodes 592 amino acids. The record is from RefSeq and is a predicted model, not a curated record. Lineage: Eukaryota; Oomycota; Saprolegniomycetes; Saprolegniales; Verrucalvaceae. Gene Ontology annotation, molecular function: actin binding; phosphatidylinositol binding. The transcript has 2 exons.
GACUGCCCCAAAAACCUGCGACCAUGGAGAAGAAGCGGCAACCCGUGCAUGAAGGGUACCUGCUGUGGCUCCCGGCGAUGGGAGGCAGCCUGCAGACGCAGUACUGUCAAUUGUCAUGGUCGUGCCAACUACGAAUGUAUCCGACCGAGACAUCGGCCGCUAGCGGCGUCGGAGGCCGACCGUAUACCGUUCGAGGGUUUUGCAAGUGGGAAGGCCGAGGUGUCCUUCCGUUGGACUCGUACGGCAUGGAGCUCCAGGUAAAAGACAAAAGUCAAACGGCGUCCAUCUACUUGGCUGCGGAGAACCGGCUGGACCUGGAACGGUGGUGCCGUGCACUUGUGGCCGUGCUCGACCCCACGUCGGCGGCUGCAGAGGAAAUCAAGCGCGAGCGGCGCAAAGUCAAACGGGACAUUCGAAAGCAAGCCGAGAAGGAGGCCGAGCUCAAAGCGCAAGAAGAAGAGUUCAAGCGUAAGUGGAUAGCACAGAAGAAACAGGAACGUCGCGACCGCGAACUCGAAAUUGAGCAAAUGACGCCGCUGCAACGCAAGGACGGACUUGGCACGCUGGAUGAAGAGACGGAAGCGCUCCUUCGCGAUCGAAAGAAACGGUUGAACAAAAAGGCUGGCCAGCAAGUCGGCCGCGUGGGAAAACAGGUCCUGCGCCGGCGGAUGGAGCUGCUUGGUGGCGGCAAGGUCGUCGUGCUGGCAGACGCGAACGAGGCCAACUUUGGCGACGUCGCUGCGGCGUCUGUACUGGUGCAGCGCAAGGCCAAAGUGAAAGUAGAACUACCGCCUCCAGGCCAAUGUACGUAGCGGCAUCACCGACGUUGCAGGUUGAUGGUUGGCGUGUAGUUUUCACAGGAGACGAAGCCUAUCGAGCCAGCCACCACGCUGCUGGAAGUGCAAGUGGCGGGCGCCAGAGCACUGCGAGCUCACAGGACUCGAUCACGUCUACCGAAGACGUCGCGUUCCAGCCACGUCUGCCGCCAAGUCCCCCAGGAAGAGACUCAUGUCGAUCGAAGAAUAGUGCAGGAAGCACGCCUCCACCGCCGCCACCACCGCCGCCAGGGCCGAAUCGACCGUUCAACCCGAUGGCCGAUGCCCUCGACGCGAUCAAAAGAAAUCGAAAGUUUAGUGACGCGUCCGACUGGAACGAUGGGCGGAGGACGAGUGGGAUGGGGCUCCAAGGAGCCAGCGAUGACGACCAAAAAGAGGACUCGGUGCCCAGCAUGACGAGAGCACGGUCCGCACGCUCGCGCGACUCGCAGCUGAGUGCCGAAGGCAAGCGCAUGCUGGCGCGAGCGCUGAGUCAACACGUCUCCAGCAAACCUAUCUCGAGGAGCAGCAACCCCACUGCGGAUCGAAAGGGUUUAUUUGACAGCAGCAGCAGCGAAGAUGACGACGACAGCGGCCCCGCCGUCGAUCGAGACCCGUUUCCCUUGGCGCACGCGCCGCCCACGGCCGCCAUUCCCGCGGUCCUCUCGGUCUCGUACGUGUCUGCAGUGGUGGAGGUUCGCCAAGGCAAGUCCAUCGCCAUCUACCGCUUUGCCUUCCGCGUGGACGCGUCGACACCGCUCCAGUGCGAGUUCGGCUUUAGCUACCACGAAUUCGACGCUAUCCACGGCGACCUCAAGCGCAGUAUCACGGACGACUUGCCCAAGUUUCCAUCGAAACACUUGCUUCGGAACCCGACCAAGCCAGACAACAUGCAGAAACGAGCCGCCGAAUUCCUCGUGUACUUGCAGGCGCUGGUCCAACUGCGCUCCGUCGCAGCGCAUCCCUCGUUCCACGCGUCGUUUGGCGUGCCGCCGGACAUGGCGGCGACGCUUGUCCGCGGCACGGUGGCGCACGCGUCGCCACCAGCCACCUCGACCACCUCUGGCGCGGCGUCGUCGAGGAAGUCCCACCACCCUUCCGUUCACAAAGCCAUGCCUGGCCUCCCCAAGCCACCAAAGCGCAACUUGUUUGACGACGACGUGGAGAAUGAGAGAGCUUCUGUAGCUUCCUCCGUGGAGCCCCCCGAGCCGAUGGAGCAAAGCGUCGUGGCGCCGCCAAUGGACCGCCCGCGAUCGACGAGCCACAGCACCCGCCGACUCGAUCUCGACGACCGACCCCAGAAGAAAGAGACGCGACCACCGUCGGCAAAGGCCCAACUGGACAGACCACCCAGCUCCAAGGCCAUGAACGUAACGGGACGCCCAAAUUUGUUUGGCGGCGGUCGUGGAGACCUCCUCGCCGCCAUUCGCCAAGGCGCAAAGCUGAACAAAGUUGCCCAACCCGACGACACACACACACCACACACUACGUCCCUGUCCGGAGCCUCGGUCGCCCCGCGGCCGUCCAUGCCACCGCCGCCAGCAAACAGUUUGCUGGCUGCAUUGCAAAGCGCCCCGCCCCUUCGGAAAAGCACUGACCAGCCCACGGAGCCGAGUACGGUCAACGCUGUGCGGCCGCUUCAAGCGGCACCCCUCGCUGCGCCAACCAUCCACGACUCGAUUGCGAUGGUCAUGGCAACUAGACAGAAGCACACCCAGUAUGACCCCAGCGAUGACGAAGCCAGCGACGACGAGUGGGAUGAUUAGGAUGUGUUGAAUGCAAACACUUGUGAACAGUCGGAGGAGAGGGACUCGAGUUCAGGCCACGCAG